Heterobilharzia americana is the source of this 2616-nucleotide messenger RNA. NCBI's taxonomy places the organism in Eukaryota, Metazoa, Platyhelminthes, Trematoda, Strigeidida, Schistosomatidae. The record is from the annotation of a GenBank genome assembly.
CGUCAAUCUUUUAUGUGUAGCGUUACAUCGAGUGAUGUAUUCCGAGCGCCUUAAACACUUAGAAUUCAGGCUAGUUCAGGACGGAUCCUUACCGUCCAACGUAGUAAAUUCGGAGACCGAAGAACAUCAUGAAGAAUCACUGGAUGAAAAAUCUAUAGUCGCUGGCAAUGACAUUAAUCCUGCCCUCACUGGGUUUGGAAUCGGUUUUGCCAGUAUGCUCAUGGAGAUAUUGUUGUCACACCCCUUCGUUGUCAUAAGAAACCAGUGUCAAGUGAUGGGUUCGCGUCAGUGUCAUCACUUAACGCCGUUUACUCUCCUACCGGUUGUCCGAAAAUGCAUACAGUCCCAAGGUUUUUCAUUUCUUUCUAAAGGAUUGGGUAGUGUUUUUAUCGUGCGUGGAUUAAAUUACAUGACUGAAAAUCUAGUUUGUGAAAUCACAUCAUUACCUAAGGAAGUUUCUAGAUCAAGUUCCUACAAACGCUUGCUAGGACAUUUACUGCUUAAGGUUUGUUCAUGGGUCAUUGUUACUCCUUUUUACGCGGCAAGUAUUGUCGAGGUUGUUCAGUCUGAUAAAGCCUCCGAACCGGCGACACUUAUCUCGUGUGUACGCGAUGGAUUCUAUCGCUUAUUUCACAUGCCUUCAUCUCCAAGAUUAGGUUCACGAGGUUCCAUGUUUCGCAGUGGACCUACUGUUAGAGGCAUUCCAAUUGCAACUUCACGUUUGUUGCCUGUUUGGCGUCUCUUUCCGCCUGUCGUUAUACUAAAUGUUGGGCACUAUAUUGUCCGAUCAUUUGCAAGUAUUGUAUCAGUGUCUUACUGGAAUGGCUAUGAUGAUCGCCUUGAACGGGAUGCUGAAAUAGACCUCAGUAAUAAGACCGGGGUUUUCAGUCAGAACAAGUUUUCUCCGGGAUAUGCUACACAUUAUUCAACGCCAAGUAUUAAUGCGCCUUCUGCCAGUGAACGUCAUACAACCGAUAUGGCUACUUUGGCUUAUCAACGUCAAGAUACUGCGUUGCAGGCUAUUUACAAUCGUUACUACACUGACUUGCUAGUUGGAAUGACGGCUAAUUUUGCAGCAGAUGUUAUACUUUAUCCGGUAGAAACAUUAGUACUUCGUUUGUGUGUGCAGGGGACUCGUACUUUGGUUGAUAAUAUGGAUACUGGUGAUGUGGUUGUUCCCAUUGUAUCAUCAUAUGAUGGCUUCUUUGACGCACUACGUUCUACUUUGGACUUGCCUGUUGGAUUUUUGGGACUUUAUAGAGGUUUUGGUGCUCUUGUAGCUCAAUAUGCUCUACAAGCAUUGUUCAUUUUUGGAAUUCGCUGUCUCUAUGAACACCUUCUCUAUCUUUGGCCUCCACCAUCAACUGAUGAUAAAGUGUACGUGAAACCUGGUUACAGACCAAACGUUACCACCGCAUUCGAAGACACUGAGUCCAUUGCUAAUGAUGACUCGAAAGUUACUAAUCGUACUUCGUAAUGUCUUGGAUUACAAACUAGAGUGAGUUUAGACGAAUAAGUUUCAUUGUACAGCUUCAUACUCACAUUCCCACACAAUCUGUAACUUUUAACUUUCCUUACUUACUGCAUAUUUCCCAUGUGCGUAAUCUUCGGGAGACUGUUUAGGUUAUUUUUCUUCUUGGUUUAGUAUAAAAAUAUCGAGUUUCACAAAUUUCUGAUUUCUCAUUAAGAGGUAGGAGAAGCUUCAUCUUAGUUUUUCAUACAUUAUUUCCAGCAUAUUUAACUUAAACUUGGUUCUCUAUGCCCAGAUCUUUAUUACCAUUGUAGUUAUUAUCAUGUAAUUAUUCUGAAGUGAAUUAUUUUCUGUAUUUCUUGUCUUCAUGUUAACAACUCGAAAUGAAGAUGGAAUUAUUUUGAGCUAUUAUUAUUCUAUUGAAUGACUCAAUUACUAGUUGUCAGUGGACAUCGUAAUUGAAUAGUCGAAUACAUUUAAUGAAAUUCAACCGUUUGUAUUUUGAUAUUGGAAUUGACGCUUCACUUUGUAUCUUUACUUUAGAGAGACAGUACAGCUUUGAGCAUUACUUAAAAGUGCAUAAGUUUGAAUAUGGACAAGUCUCAAAACUGAUUAGGAAAAAUGAAUAAGGGGGUACGAGGUGGUUGGGGAGAAAAGUGCUAAUAACAAGAUGUUCAGGAUUUAUAAAAAUGGAAAGAAGUAAAUAAGUCUGCUCUAUUUUAACUAAUUACCAACUGCUAAUUGCAUACUGAAUACAGAAUUUUAUGCAAUACAUUCUAUUCAAUAGGCGUUAAGUAUCAUUGGUGUAAAUACAAUCAGUUUUUUUUUAACAGAUGAGCAUCUUACUCAAAGCCCGUCAAAAAGUUGGCAUUGAAUAUUAUCCACUACAGUUCAGCUGUUGGUCGGUAUGGGUAACACCAUAUGAAUUGUCAUUUCCAGGUUCUAAGACGUGAUUCGAACGGUCGUAAGGUGUCACUAAGUUUAUGUAAGGCAUAAUCUAGUGAUCUCGUAACUUUCAAUUCAUGGUAUUUAGCAAUAACUGAGAAACACCAAUAUCUCGGAAUUGCUGUUUCUGACUAUUUCCCCUUUUAUGGGUUCAAACUGAAUUAAAAAGCUCAGGGAGCGUUCACGUAAGAUAACCACCA